CCUCGCGCCUUCGCUCCCACCAACUGGCCGCUCUCCCGACUCCCGAGUCGCACGCGGCCGCCGCAACAGCAGCGCCAAUGGAGGCCCCGAGCAGCCACGUCACCGCCUCCUUCUCCGACUGCGACGACAGCGUCUCCAUGGAGGACGCGGCGCCCGACGCGGACGUGGAGGCGCUCCGCCGCCUCUCCGACAACCUCGCCGCCGCCUUCCGCUCGCCGGACGACUUCGCCUUCCUCGCCGACGCGCUCGUCGCCGUGCCGGGCGCGCCCGACCUGCGCGUGCACCGCUGCGUGCUGUCCGCGCGGAGCCCCUUCCUGCGCGCCCUCUUCAAGCGCCGCGCCGCCGCCGCCGGGUCGUCCGGCGGCGCGGAGGGGAACCGGCUGGAGCUCCGGGAGCUUCUCGGCGACGAGGUCGAGGUCGGGUACGAGGCGCUGGAGCUGGUGCUCGACUACCUGUACAGCGGCCGCGUCCGCGACCUCCCCAAGUCGGCGUGCGCCUGCGUCGACGAGGGCGGCUGCGCGCACGUCGGCUGCCACCCCGCCGUCUCCUUCAUGGCGCAGGUCCUCUUCGCCGCAUCCACCUUCCAGGUCGGCGAGCUCGCCAACCUCUUCCAGCGGCAUCUCCUUGAUUUCCUUGAUAAAGUUGAAGUGGAUAACCUUCCGUUGAUCUUAUCUGUUGCAAACUUAUGCAACAAAUCUUGCGUGAAACUGUUCGAGAGAUGCAUGGAGAUGGUAGUCCGGUCAAAUCUUGACAUGAUUACUCUAGAGAAAGCAUUGCCUCAAGAUGUCAUCAAGCAAAUUACUGAUUUACGGAUAACUCUUGGAUUAGCUUCACCCGAAGACAAUGGCUUUCCUAACAAACACGUAAGAAGGAUACUCAGAGCACUUGAUUCUGAUGAUGUGGAGCUUGUCAGGAUGCUGCUCACAGAAGGGCAGACUAACCUUGAUGAUGCAUUUGCAUUGCACUAUGCUGUAGAACACUGUGACUCAAAAAUUACAACAGAACUUCUGGACAUCGCACUUGCGGAUGUUAAUCUCAGAAACCCAAGAGGUUAUACUGUUCUUCACAUCGCCGCUAAGCGGAGAGAUCCUAAAAUCGUUGUCUCCCUUUUAACCAAAGGUGCCCGGCCUUCAGAUUUUACAUUUGAUGGAAGAAAAGCAGUUCAAAUCUCAAAGAGACUCACAAAACAUGGUGAUUAUUUUGGGAAUACUGAAGAAGGAAAGCCGUCUCCCAAUGAUAAAUUAUGCAUUGAGAUAUUGGAGCAAGCUGAAAGAAGGGAUCCACAACUUGGAGAAGCAUCACUUUCUCUUGCAUUGGCUGGUGACUGUCUUCGUGGAAAGUUACUGUACCUUGAAAACCGAGUUGCUUUGGCAAGGAUAAUGUUUCCAAUUGAGGCAAGAGUAGCAAUGGACAUUGCUCAAGUGGAUGGUACUUUGGAAUUUACCCUUGGUUCUAGUACAAAUCCACCUCUGGAGAUAACAACCGUUGAUCUGAAUGAUACUUCUUUCAAAAUGAAGGAGGAACACUUAGCUCGGAUGAGAGCCCUCUCCAAAACAGUUGAACUCGGCAAACGUUUCUUCCCACGCUGUUCAAAUGUGCUGGACAAGAUCAUGGACGAUGAACCUGAGCUGGCUUCCCUCGGAAGAGAUGCAUCCUCCGAGAGGAAGAGGAGGUUUCACGACCUGCAAGAUACGCUUCUGAAGGCGUUCAGCGAGGACAAGGAGGAGUUUAACAGAACGACAACCCUUUCAUCUUCGUCAUCGUCGACGUCCACUGUAGCAAGGAACUUGGCAGGUCGAACUAGGAGAUGAGCACCCUGGCCCAUUCUUGCCAUAUUGAUAGCUGAUUCUUUUUCCGUCUGAAACUGCUCGCUAGAUCUUUCUUUUCUAUUUAACGAGUACUAUUAGUGUAGCAUCAUCGUCAGAUAUGAUGAAGCUGUUGGCUUUGGCCCUGUAAAUCGCCUAGUUAUGCUCAUUUUUGCUUGUAUAGUAACCGUUCUCCAUACAGUAAUUUGUUGAUGGAGCUUAUGGAUCCAUGUAGUAGCAGCCCUUGGCCUCUGACUUUGAUGAUUGGUGAGAAACAGAUGGUAGAACAUUAAAAAAAAAA
Triticum dicoccoides is the source of this 2106-nucleotide messenger RNA. RefSeq names its product BTB/POZ domain and ankyrin repeat-containing protein NPR1-like. The record is from RefSeq and is a predicted model, not a curated record. The transcript is spliced from 4 exons. Lineage: Eukaryota; Viridiplantae; Streptophyta; Magnoliopsida; Poales; Poaceae. Gene Ontology annotation, biological process: defense response to bacterium; regulation of salicylic acid mediated signaling pathway; defense response to fungus. Bases 78 to 1811 code for a protein of 577 amino acids. Gene Ontology annotation, molecular function: protein binding. Gene Ontology annotation, cellular component: nucleus; cytoplasm.